Molecule: messenger RNA, 587 nt
Organism: Melampsora larici-populina 98AG31
Lineage: Eukaryota; Fungi; Basidiomycota; Pucciniomycetes; Pucciniales; Melampsoraceae
Exons: 1
Coding region: 181-357 (58 amino acids)
Source: RefSeq, a predicted model, not a curated record
CCUCUGCUCACUAGACUUCAGCUAAGAUUGCGCGAUUUACCUGACGAACCACAUGUGAAUGUCUGCUUUGAUCUCCCGAGUCUCACAAAGCUCGAUAUAGAUCAAUAUUAUGGAACCACAGAUUUUCUCACGAGCUUUGAAAGAUGUAAAUGUAUAAAUGUUCUAAGAUGUUCUUCCACCAUGGGUGCCGAUGAAUGGGACACACUCAAGCAUCAUUUGUCUAGAUAUACAUGGCCUAAGCUCUCAAUUUUGAAUCUUUCUGGCUCAAUCCAUUAUACACGUGUUCAGGAAAAAGAGCCAGCUAAGAUAGAUGUGGAUGAAAUAUGGAAUUCCUACAAAAUCCGAAUCUUGAUCUGACACAAAAACCUAUUUGACUGAAACCGAUUUUCUUUGUCAAAAAAUGUGAUAGGCUUGGAUAUCAUGAAUUUUAUUACUUUGUUAGAAAUUUUAUCUUAUGUUGAGAUCUAUCAAGUUUUACACAAUAACCAUCAAUUUUUCUAGUGUUGUGAUUUGUUAUAUUCUCAAGAAAGAUUAUUGGGUCUACCCAAGAUGUACUUGCUGCAAAGAGUUAUGCAAAGAGUUAUCGC